Pristis pectinata (smalltooth sawfish) is the source of this 6940-nucleotide messenger RNA. It is a transcript of the gene pik3r1, whose product is annotated as phosphoinositide-3-kinase, regulatory subunit 1 (alpha). The record is from RefSeq and is a predicted model, not a curated record. Lineage: Eukaryota; Metazoa; Chordata; Chondrichthyes; Rhinopristiformes; Pristidae. Bases 659 to 2851 code for a protein of 730 amino acids. Gene Ontology annotation, biological process: phosphatidylinositol phosphate biosynthetic process; insulin receptor signaling pathway. The transcript is spliced from 16 exons. Gene Ontology annotation, cellular component: phosphatidylinositol 3-kinase complex. Gene Ontology annotation, molecular function: protein binding; 1-phosphatidylinositol-3-kinase regulator activity.
GUUCAUACUGUCGGCUUCCUUGAAAGCCAGCAAUGCUAAGGCGGGGUUUAGGGCACUGACGGAGAUUGGCACCUGUCAUGACUGAAGCGGACCAAUGGACGAGGGGCGGAAGGGGCGCGUUGCUGGGAACAAUACUCGCGCCUUUUGGAGGAGGAGCAGCGCGGAUUGGUGAUCGAGGGGAGUUGAGUGGCCGAUCGGUGGCAAACCGCUGGUCCGUCAGCGGGUGAUCGGUGGUAACCCGUCGGUCCGUUAGCGAGUGAUCGGUAGUGACCCGCCGGUCCGUCAGCGGCCUUGUUCACCAGGUCAUUGCCAGUCCUAAAGUGGAUGCAGCUUGAUGUUCACUGGAUACAGUGGAUGGAGCAUUUAAAAAAAAAGAUACUUCAAAUAAUUCACCUUGGGAAUCUUUCAAGAAUCUGCCAAUGCCAUUGAGAAGAACAAGUAGUGGUAUUUUCUUUUUGAAGAGCAGCAUUGCUAAUUUUCUGAAAUGGUACAUAGUAGUUUAAGAGACUUUUGAUUAAGCAAGCAACUGUUGGCAAGUACUUCAUUGGGAGAAUCCAUUUUCACUUGAAAAACAUCUAUAAUUUUUGAAUUUUAUCACCUGGUGUCUACAUAAAGAGCAAAACGUCUUGCAUGUUUUGCAUUAAUAACAAUAAAGAAAAUGAGUGCAGAUGGAUAUCAAUACAGAGCUUUGUAUGAAUACAAAAAAGAACGAGAAGAAGACAUUGAUUUGCAUACUGGUGAUGUACUGAUUGUCACUAAAAGUACUCUGUUAGCCCUGGGUUUCAGCGAGGGAGAUGAGACGAGACCGGAGGAGAUUGGCUGGCUCACGGGUGUAAAUGAAAACACACAAGAAAGGGGAGAUUUUCCAGGAACCUACGUAGAGUUUUAUGGUCGCAGGAAAAUUUCUCCACCAACACCCAAGCCUCGUCCUCCCAGGCCAUUGCCUGUGGCUCCAAAUCCAUCAAGACCUGAAGAUGCUGACCAGCAAGGUCCUGUUCUACCAGAUUUAACAGAGCAGUUCUCGCCUCCGAGUCUUGCUCCAGCAAUCCUUGUGAAGUUAAUAGAGGCUAUUGAAAGAACGGGUCUUGAGAGUGCCAACUUAUACCGGACUUCUGGUUCAUGUGGUGGUGCUGAAUUAAAGCAGUUGUUGGAUUAUGAUGCAGCUUCAGUGGAUGUUGAACAGUUUGAUCUGCAGUCACUAACUGAGGCAUUAAGGCAAUAUCUUCAGGAACUACCAAAUCCUGUCAUUCCUACAUCCAUCUACAGUGAUAUGGUUUAUAUAGCUCAAGAGGUACUCAAUACAGAGGAGUGUGCACAGUUGCUGAGGAGAGCUAUCCGGUCCCAUAAUGUGCCUCAGCAGUAUUGGCUUACUCUUCAUUAUUUGAUCAAGCAUUUCUGCAAACUUUGUCAAAGCUCUGGGAAGAACAACCUGAGUGCAAGAACCUUGGCGGAACUUUUCAGCCCUUUGCUUUUCAGACAACAGGCAGCAAGUUCGGAUACAAAUCCUGAAUAUCUCACAAAAAUUAUAGAAGUACUUAUAGCCAGUGAAUGCCACGAAACCCAGACUGCACAAGCACCAGCACCGGCUUUGCCUCCGAAGCCACCAAAAUCCACACCGGUAACUAAUAACGGGAUAAGUAGUAACAUGUCUCUACAAGAUGCUGAAUGGUACUGGGGAGACAUUUCGAGAGAGGAGGUCAAUGAAAAGCUGCGCGAUACUGCUGACGGUACCUUCUUAGUCCGUGAUGCAUCUACGAAAAUGCAUGGGGACUACACUCUUACCUUGAGGAAAGGGGGCAACAAUAAAUUAAUCAAAAUUUUUCAUCGAGAUGGCAAAUAUGGCUUCUCUGACCCAUUGACUUUCAAUUCUGUAGUGGAGCUUAUAAAUCACUAUCGUCAUGAAUCGUUGGCACAAUACAACCCAAAAUUAGAUGUUAAACUGUUGUACCCUGUGUCCAAAUUCCAACAGGAUCAGGUGGUAAAAGAGGAUAACAUUGAAGCAGUGGGCAAGAAACUGCAUGAGUAUCACACUCAGUACCAAGAGAAAAGCAGGGAAUACGACAGGCUCUACGAAGAAUGUACAAGAACAUCUCAAGAAAUUCAAAUGAAAAGGACGGCUAUUGAAGCAUUUAAUGAAACAAUCAAAAUAUUUGAGGAACAGUGUCAAACACAGGAAAGGUACAGCAAGGAGUAUAUUGAAAAAUUCAGGCGAGAAGGAAAUGAAAAAGAGAUUCAGAGGAUUAUGGUAAACUAUGAAAAGCUGAAAUCUCGCAUCAGUGAAAUUGUUGACAGCAAACGGAGAUUAGAAGAAGAUUUGAAGAAACAAGCUGCUGAUUACAGGGAAAUUGACAAAAGGAUGAAUAGCAUCAAACCUGACCUAAUUCAGCUAAGAAAAACUAGAGACCAGUACCUAACGUGGUUGACGCAAAAGGGAGUUCGACAAAAGAAGAUUAAUGAGUGGCUUGGCAUUAAGAAUGAGAAUGCUGAAGAUCAAUACUCUAUGGUGGAGGAUGAUGAAGAUCUACCUCAUCACGAUGAACGAACUUGGAAUGUAGGGAGUAUUAACAGGACUCGAGCAGAGAGCCUUCUAAGAGGAAAACGGGAUGGAACAUUCUUGGUCCGAGAAAGUAGCAAGCCUGGCUGUUACGCAUGCUCAGUCGUGGUGGACGGUGAUGUGAAACACUGUGUCAUAAAUAAAACUCCCACAGGAUAUGGAUUUGCAGAGCCAUACAACUUGUACAGCUCACUUAGGGAACUGGUGCUACAUUAUCAGCAUACAUCACUUGUACAGCACAAUGACUCCCUUAAUGUUACACUAGCCUAUCCAGUAUAUGGUAAUCAGAGAAGAUGAAAGCGAAAGGCUUGGCUUUUGACUGCUGGACUUAGUCAUUGAAAUGGCUCCUCCUACUUUGCUCUGAUUCAGUUUGAUUCCCGUUCAGGAAACGGUGUGCAAAGUUAACUUGAGCUUUCCAGAGACGCGAGAGAAGCAACAAUGUUAGAGCUCUGAAUAUAAAUUCCUGAAGUGCUUUUUUUAAGAAAGCACAUAUUAAUUGAGGACUGCUGAGCUAUCUCCUUUUUGGGGAUGUUGGGGCCUAUUUUAUUGGUGCUUGUUUACAUUCUUCAAAAGGAUUUACCAGUUGGAAUGUUGGAUACUGCAAAUCCAUGGAGAAAAAAAACUGAAGCAAGAACAUCAAUGUUUAUAAAAACCCAGUGACCUGUUUCUCUUUGAUCCAGAUCAAGAAAAAAUGUCAAAAUGGAAUAACUGAGAAACAGAAGCGAACUUCAUAUGUAGCAAGCUGGCACUUUGAAAAUUUGUACCAGGUUUAUGAUGAUAGGGGGAAUGUUCUGUUUGAAGUGGGGGUGCGCACAUGAAUGGGGCACUCUCAGAAAGUGCCAGAUUUCUAGAGUUGAGGCUAUGUAAGCCUGUUUUAUAAACUGUUUAAAAUCUGAAGGAAAAGACUUCUACAAAAGUGGCACACAGUAUAUUAAAUCACUGUAUAUAAUGUAUAUGGAUCAUCCCACUCUGGGAUAGUUGGAUCAAGUAAAAAAUGCUAUCAUCCUAAUCAUAGCAGAUUUUACAUUGUUUCUCCUAUUUUAAAGCUAUUUUUUUUCAGAUAUUGCUAUGCAAGCCUGCAUAUUGCAUAUCAUAUUUUCAAAAGAGUACCCACAAUAUAAGCUUUUGUUUUGUUGCCUAAAAGUGUUGUCAGUUUUUGCAAUGUUCUGUUGGGUGUUUCCAAAACACAAAGGGUGCCUGUGAAUAGAGCUUUGAAAAUUAGAGGUGAGGAAGUGGGGGAGAAACUGAUGCAUUCUAAAUCACUGGUUAAUUCUGUCUGAAUAGCAAUUUGACUAUUUAAGACACAAAUUUAGAAGACAAAAGAUUUCAAACAUAUUUCAAAAAUUUAUUAUAUAGCAGUGGUUUAUAGCUGGUUUAACCAUGUUUUAACCACGUUGUUUUCUCCUAACAAGCAACCAUAUUUCAUCUAUCUAGAAAACACUAAAUAACUUUCCUUUUCAAAAGGAAAACAUCAAAGUCCCAAGUCUAAUGUUAACAAUAGUUUCUUACUCCAGUCUGAAAACUGGAAGUCCUAGAGUUCCUCAGUUUUCCGUCCCUUCUACAAUCGUCAGGCUUUUAAUAUCCAAGUUUGAUAUACUCGAAUUGUUUAAUGAUUUGCUUCUUCUUUAUUUUCAUUUUUGCCAUGGUCCUGCACUUAUGGGCCUGGGCCCUUUAACUUAUUACCUCAGUUGUAUUUAAAACAAAGUUAGCCAUUUAAUGGGCAUAAUUAUAACCCUGUACCUGAACUUUUAGUGGUCGUGUUAGUGGAAAACAACAUGUUUGAUACCAAGAUCCUUUAUUUUGCUCAGUGCAUUGCUGUAAUUCAGUUUAUUGUUUCACACAACACAAAAGCAGAAGUGUUCUGGAACUUCAGCAUAAUGGUUCACAGUUUGAGGCUCUUGGAAAAAUGCGGUACCAUUGUGGUGUGUUAACUUUUCAGCUGUAUAGUGUGAUCCUUCGGCAUUAGGUAGUAGAGUGCCAACCUUCUGAACUAAAUUGUCAGUACCACAGUUCUUCUAUUUUCUUGUAGGUUUUUAUUCUCAUCUGAAGUUUUUUUUUCAUGUUUCAACCCCAAAUUUUAAAGCCCACUUUGGAUCAUCCAGCUACAGGGUCAUUGUAACCUUACUAUUGGCCACUGAUGGAAACUUUGGAACCUGGUAACUAUUUUUGUGGUAGAAAUUAAGGGAAAUCAGUGGCAAGGGAAGGGUGGGAGAAAAAUUGAAACACAUUUCUUAAAGUCGAACUUUGUCUAAACUAAAAUAGUGAUCUAUUGUACAAGUUUAUAAAUUUAGAUGAAUUCUGCACAUUACAUAGCCAAGUAUCCAUGACUAUGCAACUUGAGUCGUCACAGAGAACAAAGUUCAAACCUGCCAAAAGACAAUCGUAAAAUAAAUAAAAUUAAUGUUAAUUUAAUUCUACAGAUAAGCCAGUUUUGGUCUUCUAACUUUUUUUUAAACAAAAGAUAACUUGUUGGUAAAUGAAAACUAGGAAGGGCUUGCUUUCCAUUUAUGCACAUUUUAUAAUCCAAUUUGCAAGUCAUUUUGUUCAUUGUCAGCUUGCGAGGAGAAAUGGCAUUGUUUACUUUUCCUAAUGUGUAAUGAAGAUAUCCUAAGAUAUUAGACUAUAAUGAUGUACUAGGCUUUAGUAUUAUUCACAUUAUUACCCUUCUGUGUGCACCACUGCACUUUUUGAAUAUUUUCCAACUUCAGAAUACUUAAGCAUUUGGUAGUGUGAAACAAUAUAGACACAUGUCUGCAACAAAAUAAUUAUGGUUCCAUGAGCAUGCUUUAAGCUCUUCCAAAGGUACCAUGCGUGAUGAGCUUUACAAAUUUAACUCAACUGUUAAAUGUUUGGGUGUUGAACUGGGUAUGCGCACAGAAUUUUCUUUCUGUAUUGAAAUUCAUUUGUUUCUGUGUCUCUACAGUGUAUGUUCUCUGUAUUUUGCUGUAGCUGUGUUUUUUGAAGAAGCUUUGCUCCUUUUAAAUAUGUGUAAUGCUUCUUUGUUUUAAUGGUACUACUGCUGACAAGCUUUUUUAAAAAGAAUUGCAUUGUGUGCCAUUUUGUUCAGUGUUGCAUUUCUGUGAAACUUCCUUCAUUGUGGAAUUUUGUGUUUUCACAUGGUGAUGCAUAUCUUAACAAAACUGAUCUGAAAGGAUAUUAAUCUUGUAAUUAUUCAUGAGCCAUUUUAUUUCUUGAAGUAAUAAAUGUAGUUGCAGAAUUUGUCCUGACGUUGGGCGUUUUAAAAAAAAAAUAAGUCCAUCAUCCCAUCCCAAAUCUAUUCUACAUUCCGUUGAGUGAUCACUUUGAGUAAAUUCAAAGUGGGGAAAGGGUGUUCAGGCUGAAUCAUUCAGCUGAUCUUGAGGCAUUAGUUUUAUUUUUCAAUUUUUUUUCAUUUUGACCAGCUAUUUUCCAAAAGAGAUCAGAUACAGCUGUACUUCUGCUAUGCCUUAUGGCAGGUUCAUCACCAUGAGACUGCAGUUGAUGCCCAAUGUGCUGCUAUACCUUACAGUCUUUUUUUUAAGAAAACUUAAACUCCAUUAGUUGAAAUAAUGUUUGUACAUUAGUUAAGAUUGCUUUGUUUUAAAAAGCCUAUUCUUUUUUUUAAAAAAAGUACAGAAGUUAGCAGGAUAGGUUGUUUCGUCUGAAAAGACAAUACUAUCACUGUAAAGUAAAAACUCUUAAAGCUAUGCUUAUUCUAGGUUUAAUAGUUUUCAUUUUUAAUUUGCUAUAAUUCAUGUAUAUGGCUAUCAUAAGGAAUAAAGUUUUGUUUGGAAUAAAGACUUUGUGUGGAGCUGAGGAAGGUAUAUAUAAAAACAUAGUGUAGAAUUCCAUGGCCUGAUACUGCUGGUUUUCAUGUAAUUACAAAAUGCAAUUCUUAGAGAUUUUUGUUACGAGGAGCUGUUUUAAAUAGCCAUGAAGACAGGAAGUAUGUAGUUGCCAUGGAUAGUGACAUAGAGAAUGUGUUAAAUGCAAAAAAUCCUUACUAAGUGCACACCUAUGAAUUUGUUAAUGGCAUUAGAGCUAAAAAUACCCUUUAAGAAGGCCCUAUUGUUCAGGGACUACAUAACCAUGAAAUUACCAUUUCUUUCAGUAUGGGUCAUAUUUGGAUUAUGCCUGACAGGUGCCUUUCCAAGCAUUGCUUAAAACUACACAAUUUAUUUUAAUAAAAGUACUAUUUGUAACCAUUUAACCAAUGUUACAAGAAAUGGAUUUAAAAUGUGCACUUAAGCAAGUGGGAAGUUUAUACAACUUAAGACAUGGUUAAAAACCAAACUAAUGUUACUUGUGAAUGAAAAAAAUUUCUUCAACCUGCUCAAUGAUUUUUACAACAAUGAUAUAUCUUCACAAAAGUCUACCUUUAGCUGAUUUUGCAUAUUUACAAAAUGU